CAACCACCCAUCCCAUUCCAACCUACACAGUGGCCUGAUGCCUCUCAUUUGCUCCCUACAGAUCAUUCACAUCGUCAACCUGGCCUAGGGUCACCCUCUGUACAUUCAAUUCUCCUUUUCCUUCGCUCUCGGCAUCUUUGCGAUCGACAUAUGUGGAGUCCGCAGCAAAGGAAACACACAAGAGUCUACCUGACGGUUUCGCCUAUGACCACGAUUUUUCAUUUGCAUCAUCUAAGAACAAUAUUCAUGAUAAUUAAGACCGCUGUGUCCACUAUCAAGUAAUUCAUACCAGCACAAAUGUCUCAAUGGCGGCCACGGUAGCACCACCACAAAACAGUCUAGCAAAUAUCUCGACAAGUAUAUCUCAAACACAAAUGGACAACUCAAUGUCUGAACCUGUUCCCUCGAGGUAUGAAAAGACCAGUUGUCACUUCACACCUCUCCGGUAUAUAUAUUAGGCCAAGCUUUAACACUGACCCGACCCCAGCCAUGACCCCCUUAUACUCCCGACAACGAACCUUUCAAUGAUCAAAAUGGAAGACGUCGACGAUGGAGAUACAUCUAGCGGCCCUGGCUCCAUUAUUCGCAAUCUUCAGUUGGGGAGUGAAGCUCGUGACUCCCCAAACAGCUCCUUGACCUCGAUAUCGGUUGCAUCAUCUAUUGCUGAUCCAAAAUCCAACGUCUUCCAAGACCCUAAAAUUGAAUCCCAUCAUUCCAACGACACUCGCUCCUUCAUGUAUGCAAAAGCACCAGCAACUGCUCGGGCCAAGUCGUCCAUUCCUCCGAGGCUGUCUGCAUCCGAAUAUGCAACCCAAUGUGUGGCUGCUGCCGAGGCCUCCCGCCUGGACCCUUUCUCCCUACAUCAAGACGAACACCGCCUCUUGCAGGAUAAAUUAUGCAUGUCUCAUGUGACGGUCUAUUUGAAUAUCCGGAACGGGAUACUCAGGCUGUGGACUCGAAAUCCCAGCUUGAGUGUCACCCUCGAGGAAGCAAUUGGCUGUGCAAGAGAUGAUCGCUGGACUCGCUUGGCCUGUUUCGCCUACGAGUGGCUUAUGCGAAAUGGCUAUAUCAAUUUUGGUUGUGUCGAAACUCCCUUAACCAACAAAGUUGGUCGGGGCCGUAAGAAGGACCCGUCCCGAGAGACCAUUGUUGUCAUUGGCGGUGGCAUGGCAGGUCUGAGUACUGCCAGGCAACUCACAAACCUCUUUCAUCAUUAUUCCGAUCACAAAUUACCUAGGAUCAUUGUUCUUGAAGGCCGCCAACGGAUAGGAGGACGAAUCUACUCGCAUCCAUUGACCAGCAUGCACUCUUCCAAACUCGCACCCCAUCAAAGACCAACAGCCGAGAUGGGAGCUCACAUUAUCGUCGGAUUCGAACGCGGAAAUCCUCUCGAUGCCAUCGUUCGUGGCCAACUUGCACUAGACUACCACUUGCUCCGAGACCUCUCCACCCUCUACGAUAUCGACGGUGUACCCGUUAAUGGUGCUAACGACGCCAUGAUCGAGCGGCUCUAUAAUGACGUUCUUGACCGGACAGGGCACUAUCGUCUAAAAAAUAGUGUUAAGAAGACUGCCGAAGGUGACAAAGAGCUGAUUCAAGCCGGUCGGGAACCUGCAACGGAUGAAUCCCUGACCAUAAGGCAGUUUGAAGAAGCCACAGCCCUCGGGACGAUCGACCAACUCCUUCCCAAGAAAAAAUCACGAAGACGAGGGGCGGGGCAUCGGGCGGCUAAGGGCGACAACCCAACAGAAGAGAUCGAAACCAGCACUGAGACAAAGAUGCAGUUGCCAGCCGCACAAGCCGCCAAAGAGUUUGGAUUUCUUCUAAGGAAAACGACAGAGAUGCACGAAACUCUCGAACUGGAGGAUCUUGCUCAGCAACCCAAUCAGUCCCUCGGCUCCGUCAUGGAUGCGGGGAUUGACCAGUACCAAAAGUUUCUCGACCUAAAACCCUAUGCGCUACGGCUCAUCAAUUGGCACUUUGCUAAUCUCGAGUAUGCUAAUGCUGCUAACGUGGACAAACUAAGCCUUCGCGGCUGGGACCAAGACAUUGGAAACGAGUUCGAAGGAGAACAUGCGCAGGUCGUCGGUGGCUAUCAGCAGGUCCCACGAGCCUUAUGGCGGUAUCCUGACCCGCUAGAUGUGCGGACUAACAAGGCCGUGAAAAGCAUCAAGUACAGUGCAGCUGGCACACAGGGAAAAGCUACAGUGACCUGUGAAGAUGGCCAGUCUAUCGAGGCGGACAAAGUUGUGUUCGCAGCGCCACUGGGCGUUCUGAAAGAGCAAUCGAUCCAGUUCGACCCCCCUCUGCCACAGUGGAAGCGUGACGCCGUCCAGAGGAUGGGAUUCGGCCUGCUCAACAAGGUCAUUCUGGUCUUUGAGCGGCCAUUCUGGGACGUGAACCGCGACAUGUUUGGUCUGCUUCGUUCUCCCCGCAGUGGCAAUGGAUACCAUCAAAGUGAGUACAAGGCGGGUCGUGGCCAAUUCUACCUCUUCUGGAACUGCAUUGAAACAUCAGGUCUUCCUGUCCUGAUUGCAUUGAUGGCUGGCGAAGCGGCCCAUGAGGCUGAGAAGCUAAGCGACGAAACCGUGGUCUCUGAGUGCGUACAUCAACUGCGCAACAUUUUUGGAGUGGCCAAUGUGCCGCCACCUAUUGAAUCUAUUGUCACGCGAUGGGGUUCGGACAGAUUCGCUCGUGGCACUUAUUCAUUCGUGGCCGCAGAAGCCCAGCCUGGAGACUACGACCUCAUUGCCGCGCCCAUCUCGAAUCUUUAUUUCGCUGGUGAGGCAACCAUUGCCAGCCAUCCUGCAACGGUGCACGGUGCGUAUCUGUCUGGGUUACGUGCGGCCCGUGAAGUCUUUGAGUCGAUGGUUGGCGAGAUCGCCAUUCCGGAAAAACUAGUUCUCUCAAAUUCUGCCAAGAGAACAUCUUCCACGCUCACGGAAUUGACAAACAUGGACACACAUCUGGCUCAAGGUGGCAAGAGAAAAGGAGACGAAAUCUUGCCGACCGGCACAUUCACGCGGCCAGUCAAGGAGAAGGACAAUUCUCUUCACGGUGCUUAUGACGCGGCCAUGUGGGUGCGCAUUUAUAACGAUCUUGGCCCUCCACCAGUGAAACCAGUAAAAUCCAAUAUCAACUCGUUUCUCCUGUUCUCUGGGGAGCAUUGGGAAGAGGUCAAGGCGCGGGUCGCGGCUGAGAAGAAGAAGGCUGGGAAGAAGGGAAAACAGUCGGAACGGGACCAGGUCCGUGUAGAACUUGGUAAGAUGUGGGCGGCAUUGUCGGAUGAAGAGAAGAAGCCAUAUACAGAGCGCACAAACAAGAACCGAGAAGAAAACGAGAAGGCGUUCCAGGAGUGGUCUGUUAAGGCUGCGGACUGGGACCGUCGAACAUGGGAGGUCAAGGACGUGUGGAUCAAGGAAGGGAACAGCUUUGAGGAAUUCUGCAAGCGCAAGCAGCAAGACGAUGAUGCCAUGGAUGCAGAAUCGGCCAAGCGGCCAAAGAUCUGAGACUUGAGGGAAAAGCAUCAUUGCGUUAAUUGAAGGGAAUGGGUUUUGGGCAAUGCGUCUCGAGCUGCAUGAAACUUGGGAGUACUGUUAUUGACAUUAGGUACCUACCACGGUAUGCAACAUGAGGCAGGGGAUAUGCUCUACAGCUAGUCUAUAACUUUGAUGGAGUCAGACGCUAGCCAGACAUCUUGAAUGCGAUUGGCAUUGACGUUAGUAGGAUAUUAGACAGACAUGACAUGGGCAUAGUGUUACAGCCUCGAUGGAUCAAUUACGGAGUACGGAGUAUGUUCUGUACUCGUCUUGGCGAUGGCGAUGGCGAUGGUAGUUUGUGGAUAGGCAAAGAUGGCAAACAAGCGAC
Exophiala mesophila is the source of this 3867-nucleotide messenger RNA. RefSeq lists its product as hypothetical. NCBI's taxonomy places the organism in Eukaryota, Fungi, Ascomycota, Eurotiomycetes, Chaetothyriales, Herpotrichiellaceae. The transcript has 2 exons. Gene Ontology annotation, molecular function: protein binding; oxidoreductase activity. Bases 525 to 3509 code for a protein of 994 amino acids. The record is from RefSeq and is a predicted model, not a curated record.